Molecule: messenger RNA, 5154 nt
Organism: Patella vulgata (common limpet)
Lineage: Eukaryota; Metazoa; Mollusca; Gastropoda; Patellidae
Product: dual specificity protein phosphatase 14
Exons: 3
Coding region: 169-1068 (299 amino acids)
Biological process (GO): protein dephosphorylation
Cellular component (GO): cytoplasm
Molecular function (GO): protein tyrosine/serine/threonine phosphatase activity
Source: RefSeq, a predicted model, not a curated record
AACAAGUUGCUAAACUUAGUUGAAUCAUUGGCUAGGUGAGAUUGUGAUAAGAAGUUUGUUGUGGUUGGAAAUAGACAGGAAUUGGUGUGAGAGGAAUUCAAUUUUUUUUUCCCUAGUAAGAUCUUAAUAAAAAUAAUUUGGUUGCAAUAACUAAUCUCCUGCAAUAUAAUGUCUUUUGGCUUGUCAACAAUGGAAUUAGCAAUGUUUAACCAAAUAGCUGAAAUAAACGAGCACCUCUUCCUGUCUAGUGCUGCAGCGGUGCGAGGAGAAAAGAUCCGCAGCCUUGGUAUCACCCACAUUAUCAACUGUACCCAGGAUGUACCAAAUCUUGAUCACCAUGGUAUAGAAACAUAUCAAAUACAUAUAGAUGACGUACCAUCUGCUCGUCUUAAUGUCUAUUUUGAUUGUUGUGCUGAUAAAAUUCACCAGGUAGCAUGUUCGGGAGGUAAAACAUUAGUACAUUGUGUAGCUGGAGUCAGUCGUUCAGCUACUAUAUGCAUGGUGUAUUUAAUGAAAUAUUACCGAGUCAGCUUGCGGGAAGCCUAUUUGCAUGUCAAGAAACGGCGGUCUGUUAUUCAUCCUAAUUUAGGAUUUUGGAAGCAGAUGGUGGAUUAUGAAAGAACCACUUUGGGUAGCAGUUCGGUUAAAAUGGUUCAGUCUAAUGCUGGACUUAUACCAGAUGUCUACAUAGAGCAAUAUCGUAACUUGGUUACAUUUCCAACCACAAAUAAAUCAUCUUCUUCACGAUAUUCAAAUUACUCUAACAGUACAACCUCUCCGCGGUACAGUAAUUAUUCAAGCUCUACAUCUCCUCGCUACGAUUAUACCUCUCGUCACAACUAUUCGACGUAUGGAAGCUCAUCUUCUCCAAGAUACGAUAUUUUGAAUUCUUUGACCAGUUUGACCUCGCCUAGGUAUGACGUCACAAAGAAUAAUGUAUCCCCCAGAUACGACACCUCCAGUACUGCCCAUAGACUGGGCUUUAUUAAUUCUAGUACCAAUGGUGGUACUAGUCCUAGAUAUGGAGGUUCUAGUUCCUAUAAUACUAUGACUAGAUAUGGUUAUUAAUAUGUAUAAUAUAUGAAUGGUGAUCAAAUAAUAAAUUAUCAAAGUAAUAAAAGAGAAAUCAAUCAGUGGUCUGUGCUUCAUUGAACAAACUUUAAAGCAGCAAGCUUAUAAAUAGACUUCAGGUUUAUUUUACAUUAAUUAGGGGAAAUCAUAUAUUGAGCACAAAAGUUGUUAAAAUAAUCAGUACCCAUGAAAUUAUUAUUUUUUUUAACGUGGGUAAAUACUACAAUAUGAUGAAAAUUAAUUAAUAUGAUUAACGAGAGAAUAUUACUUGUUAAUUUGCUGAUAUGAAUUAGAUUUGGCUUAUAUUUUGUGAUUUUAUUUUAUUAGAAUUUAUUAUUCUUAUCGUAUCUUUUCUGAUUGGAUACCAGAGCUAAUACCGAAAUUAGCUGGAGAAUAUAUUUAUAUAGAAGUUUAUUUACAUGUCCCAAAACAGGAUAAUUUAGAAAAUUACCAAUUUAAUUAUAAAAAAAUACUACCAUAAUAAACAUAUAACAUGUUUGUGAAUUGUAAGAGAGAAAAUAAAAUGGAGAAUAUAUUUAUAUAGAAGUUUAUUUACAUGUAUAAAUAUAUACAUGUUUGUGAAUUGGGAGAGAGAAAAUAUCCACUGGAUGAAGAAUCCUUGAUCUAUUCUCCUUUGUCUAUAAUAAGACCGGGACAGACUACUGAUUGAUAUAUCUUCCUGUUUAAACUAUUUGUUUUAUAAUCUAAUUUGUUAUAUGUAUUGUUAGAAUGUAUAUCUAUUGUCUUCAUAAAUCUAAAAAUGUUUCUGUUGUAUACUUGAAAUGAUCUCAUUCAGAUAUUUAUAAAUUUUUCGGGGGGAAUAAACAUUGUCUACAAUAAUUACAGGUAUUAGGCAUGAUGAAAAUAAAUUUAAGAACCUGUAUUUUAUGAAUAGAUUAAGAUACAUUGUGCAUUCUUCAACAUAAUGAAUCAAGUUUGUAAGGGGAUUUAAGAUAUAGGUAAACCAAAUACAAGAAUUAAGAACAUCUUGUAGUCUAUAUAUUUUUAUGGUGUUGGAUUCAGGAGUGUAUUGUGAAGACAAGCAUAAAAUUUUAAAACACAUAAACGUUUUGAAGUAACUUUCAUUACAAAAAAUAAAUCUUGUGACAAGAAUUCAUUAUGAAAAUUUCCUAAUUCAAUCCCUUAAAGCACCUGUGCAAGUUUUGAAAUGGUUGUGAGGAUUUCAUUAGUUUCCAGAUUAAGUUCAAUCUCGGACUAUGUAAAUGUGAUAUGACAUACGUCAACAUUUGACAUGUUGUUCUUGUCUAGUCAUUACUUGUAUGUAAAAUUAAAUAAUAUAUGCCAUCAUACAUCAUCUUGUCUUAUUGUUUCGUAAAGAGUUACUGGAGAACUGUUGUCAGUUUGGUACUAUUUCUUUAUUUUUAUUAAUUGUCAAGAUAUUGUUUGCCCCUUUCUUCAUGGGUUACAAAGCAGCCAUGAUAAGGUUUGUAAGUUAUUAGAGUAUUAUAUUUUGGCACAUAAUGUUUAUAUACUCAUAAUAAAUUUUUACCAAGAUAUCUCGCACAUGGUAAUAAAUUUUUACCAAGUACUGUUAUCUCUCAGAUGGUAAUACAUUUUUACAAAGAUAUCUCUCACAUGGUAAUAAAUUUUUCCCAAGAUACCUCUCAGAUGGUAAUAACAUUUUUACCAAGAUAUCUCUCAGAUGGUAAAAAAUUUAAUUUAUCCUUUCUCAGCAAUGUCUCCAGUAACUUCUGACUUGGUCACAGAUGACCUUGUGACAAGGUGAUAUAGUUUAUAAUGGCUAUAUAAUAUGAGGUUAUUAUGUGCAUAUAAAUUAUUAUUUUGUAUAUUAGAUUUUUUUUCUUUAUUAUUUGUUUAUUGGUUAUUAUUAUUACAUUAUAUAUACAUGUUCAUGUCUGUAUAUUAAGCAUUUCCAUUGAUCAGAUUUUUUGGACAUAUUUUCUGUGUCCUGGAAUGAUUUAUUUAUUUUCUAAAUAACAUGUAUCACUAUUAUAUUUUGUUUAGUAUUAUUAUCAUUAUUAUUAUUUUAUAUCAUUAGUCUUUUAAUAAUGGAUAUUACUUAAUACUGUUCUUAAGGCAAACAUAUAUUUGUAAGUUGUCUCAGGGGUGUGCAAACUGAAAGGUCCUGAUAUUAUAUUUGGUAGAAAUAUGUGUUAAGUUGCAUAACACGUUGUCCUUAUGACAGAAGUUACGGAAGUGCAAGAAACUAUCAAUUUGAAAUGAACUGGGAUUUAACAACCUACUUUUCUGUACCAACUGGUCUAAUAACGACAUCCAUAUGCCAUCCAACACGGGGAGACAUCCUGGUUAAUGAGUCAUCAUGGCUACAGGAACUGUCGAAAGGAGGAAAUAAUGAAAGUUGCACACCUUUAAUAUUAUUAUUAUACUCUUGAAUUUUAGAGUUAUUUAUUUAAAGAUGUUUAUUAUACCAAAGACAUUUAUAAAAGGUUUUUUAUUGGUUUUAUUUAAAUGUAAAACAUCUAAGAAAGUAGACUAUAGACAAAAUGCACAUCUGUGUACAUAAUUUUCGUAGUUGCAUUAUUUCAAAUACAUCUAAAUAUAUAUUAAAUGUAAUCUUUUGAAGAAUUAUAUCUCAAGACAAUACAUCUUCACAGGCCAUUGUUUUCAAUUAUUAAGAAAUGGCAUACAUGUUCUAGAAGUCUGCUUCAGGUUAUGUUUGUCAUUUUCAGCCAUGAUGUAGUUUGAUAUACAUGUACUAUCAAAACUAAAUAAAUCAAGCUUACUACUGUCUUGUGGGAAGCAUUAUACUGAUUUUGCUGACUCGAUAAAAAAAAAAUGACUUAUGAAGAUGCUUUGUCUUUGUGGUCUGAAUCCUUAAUAAAUCAAAUUCAGCUAAAACUACAAAUUCUCCAGCACUCCUUUUAGUCUCAUAAUCACACUUACGAGAUUAACUGGAAGGAAACCUGCUGCAGAGGUUUUUAAUAUAUCGUUUUAUUGAUCGAUGAUGGAUAUACAAGAUAUAUUAAUUAUAGAUUCAUGUACCUAACAGUAAAGUAUUGAUGUUUGUUUUCUAAUAAUCAUUAAUGUGCUUAAUCUCUUUAUCUGUUAUAGGGCACACCAUCAAUAAUAUAUUUACUUAAAAGUGAUAAAGAAGAUCUUGCCAUUUGGUCCAUACAUAUUAUGCAUUAAAGAUAAACUCAGGUUAUGUAAAUUAUGCAUUAAAGUAGUUGUUACCAGUUUCAAGAAAGAUAUUUCAAACUGAAAUAUUUCACUGAAUGCAAUGAUUUUACUUAGAAGCAAAGGUAUAUUGUUAUAAAACUGAUCAGGGUUUAUAACUAGGAAUAUUUUUAAAGGAUAAAGGAUAUGUUUGUUCCUUAGGAUUAUCAUAAUUUGGUAUAUAUGAAACCUGAUUUAUUGUAAUAUUGUAAUAAUUUCAAUACAUACAAAAAAUCAUUAUCUCAGUAUCUCAGGCCUUUUGUCACCCUCAACAGCAUUUUAUUUCAUUGGUCAGUUUGGUACCCCCAACAAUAUAUAGAAACUAUUGAUAAUUUUUAUGCCAGUUCAAAAUUUAAUCUUCUAAUGAAAAUGUAAUGAAAUUAUGUUCAGGGUGAUUUGAGCCUCUAUAAUUUUUUUGAAUAAAAAAAAAAAUAUAUUCAUACUCGUAUGAUUCUACUAUAUAAUAUUACGUAUUAAUAUUCAUUGUUUAUUUUUCAUAGUCACAUUCCUCUGUUGCUUUUUUAUAUUUUGUUUAUUAGAUGUGUGUACAUAAAUAUUUUAAUUUAUUGUUACUCAUUGUAUUAUUCACUUUUAGAUAUAGCAACAAAAAAACAUGGUAGAAACUGUUAAGAGACCAAUGUUUAGGGUUUUAUAAUGAUAGGUUGUUUUUUUUUGAGUGAAAUAAAUAAGCAUGAGAAAAAUAUACAUAUGUUGUAAGGAUUGUUUUAGUGUCAAAUAAUUGAAACAGGUAUGUAUGUAGCUUUAAUCAAAAGCUUUAUAAGGAAUUCCCACAAAAAAAUAAAAAAUAGAUUAUACAAUAUUAUUUUUUGUGUAUUUUGACCCCAAUAUUUGGUUCUUCAUGUUGAAAAUAUGUAAAUGAAAAUAUUUGAAAUUUUAGAAGAUAAUAAAAACCUGAAUUUGAAA